Hibiscus syriacus is the source of this 1424-nucleotide messenger RNA. Its product is annotated as glycerophosphodiester phosphodiesterase GDPD6-like. Gene Ontology annotation, molecular function: glycerophosphodiester phosphodiesterase activity. The transcript is spliced from 8 exons. The coding region runs from base 115 to 1302 and encodes 395 amino acids. Gene Ontology annotation, biological process: lipid metabolic process. Lineage: Eukaryota; Viridiplantae; Streptophyta; Magnoliopsida; Malvales; Malvaceae. Gene Ontology annotation, cellular component: vacuole. The record is from RefSeq and is a predicted model, not a curated record.
UGAUAACCCAUCAUCUCGGACCUUACAAACUACAGUUUAGUGUUGAGAAAAGAGUUCAAAACUAGGGAUCUCAUCUUCUUCGAGGAGUGGGUUUAUUGUUCGAGGGGUAAGGCAAUGAGUUUUAGAGGCUUUGUCCCUUUCUUGUGUCUAUUACUCAUUGCUGCCUGUACCGCAAGGCCUUUCUAUCCACUUCCUAGUAAAAUAGCCCAUCGAAAUAGAAAGCCUCUACAAACCUCGCGUCCGUAUAAUAUCGCACAUCGAGGUUCAAAUGGAGAGAUCCCCGAAGCAACGGCUGCUGCAUACAUGAGAGCUAUUGCAGAGGGUGCAGACUUCAUAGAAACAGAUAUCCUAUCAUCUAAAGAUGGUGUCCUUAUAUGUUUUCAUGAUGUCACCCUCGACGAGACAACUGAUGUCGCAGAUUACAAAGAGUUUGUGAAUCGUAAAAGGACCUAUGAUGUUCAAGGGGUCAACACGACAGGCUUUUUUCCUGUUGACUUCACUCUACAGGAAUUAAAGAAGUUACGGGUCAAGCAGCGGUACAAAUUCCGGGAUCAGCAGUAUGAUGGAAUGUUCCCGAUUAUCACUUUUGAGGAGUUCAUUUCGAUUGCGCUAGAUGCACCGAGAGUUGUUGGAAUUUAUCCUGAGAUUAAAAAUCCAGUGUUAAUCAACCAGCAUGUAAAAUGGCCAAACGGAAAGAUAUUUGAGGACAAGUUUGUGGAGACACUCAAGAAAUAUGGAUAUAAAGGUUCAUACAUGUCAAAAGAUUGGUUGGAAAAACCUUUAUUUAUACAGUCCUUCGCUCCAACUUCACUUGUAUAUGUAUCGAAUCUUACCGACUCGCCAAAGAUCUUCUUGAUCGAUGACGUUACGAUCCCGACUCAGGAUACUAAUCAGUCAUACUGGGAAAUUACAUCGGAUGAGUAUCUCGACUUCAUUAAGGAAUAUGUGAUCGGCAUUGGACCUUGGAAAGAUACAGUGGUUCCUGUAAAAGACAACUACUUACAAGCACCAACGGAUCUCGUGGCCCGAGCACACGCCCGAGAUCUGCAGGUUCAUCCAUACACCUACCGCGAUGAAAACUCGUUUUUACAUUUCGACUUCCAUCAAGACCCGUACCAGGAAUAUGACUAUUGGUUGAACAAGAUCGGAGUCGACGGUUUGUUUACGGACUUCACCGGGAGCCUCCAUAACUUCCAGGAAUGGACGUCGCCUCUAUCACGAAAUGAUGGAAAGAAUAAGGGUAAGGCAUCUCAAUUGGUGGAUAAAAUUGCAUUGUUGAUCUCUUCGUAUAAAAAUGGAUGAGAUGAUAGAUUACAUUCAUAUAUUUUAUUGAUGAUAGAUUGUAUUUCAUCCUUUUUUUUAUGAACAUAUUGUCUCGUUUUUCUACUGCAACUCGAACGUAUCUAUAUGAUUCUCAUUCUAAA